Molecule: messenger RNA, 1020 nt
Organism: Symbiodinium necroappetens
Lineage: Eukaryota; Dinophyceae; Suessiales; Symbiodiniaceae
Source: the annotation of a GenBank genome assembly
GUUCGGCAGCAAGACCGGGCAAUGUUCGGUAACCAACUUCCUGGUGAUUUGGCAUUGAGUAGCUUAACGCCCAUAGCACUACAGUCAUGCUACGGAUCUCAGGCAUUGGCUGCCGCUCUAGAGGCCGAUUCUGGGGUAGGCAUCCCAAAGUUGGACGGGGCCAAAGCUAGGUUCCCUUUCACGGAAGUGAGAGUCUCGAGACGAUGUGCGGGAGUGGACAAAAAGCGCGCCAUAGAAGCGCUUAGAAACGGCCCUCAACGGCCCUCGGCGGGUCCUGAAGUGAGGCGUGAAAAGAUGGAUUUCCAGAAUCGUGUCGGUCACAAGUUCGGGACGGCAGGUCCCGCAACAGAUCAGGAGAUCGCAGCGGACAGGCGUGAACGGCUUCGCAAACUUGCUCUGGAAACGAUUGACUUGUCCAAGGAUCCCUAUUUCAUGCGCAACCACCUUGGCAGCUAUGAGUGCAAGCUGUGCCUGACGCUUCACACGAACGAAGGAAGCUACCUGGCGCACACGCAGGGCAAGAAGCACCAGAUCAACUUGGCCAGACGAGCCGCGCGCGAGAAACAGGAUGCAACGAUCCAGCCGCAGCCGCAAACAUCUUCAGGACCUCGGAAGACGGUGAAGAUUGGUCGGCCCGGAUACCGAGUGACAAAGGAGCGUGACCCAGAAACACAGCAGAAGGCUUUGCUCUUCGAGGUUGAGUAUCCAGAGGCCUUGGAGAGAGUGAAGCCUCGGCACCGGUUCAUGUCUGCCUACGAGCAGAAGGUGGAGCCUCCCGAGUCCAAAUUCCAGUACCUGCUCACGGCCUGCGAGCCUUACGAAACCAUCGCCUUCAAGGUUCCGAACAUGGAGAUUGACAAGGCCGAGAACAAGUUCUUCACCAGCUGGGAUCCGCAGCGAAAGGUCUUCACGAUGCAGAUCUUCUUCAAAGAUCGUGAAGAGAAGGAGCUGCCGGCUUUGCCCCAGCGACCUGGGACCACCAACCUGGCCUUCCACGGUGGCGGUGGCUUUACACGCUGA